AUGGAGAAUAGUAUAUACGAAACUCGAUACGGCAAAUGUAGAUUUUGUUUCAGCAAAGGAAAUCACAGGGAUAUAAUGAAAGAAUACAAUUGGAAUGGAAUACGCGAAGUUUAUUUCGAUAUUUUUCAAGAAUGCUUCAAUUUAUAUUUGUGUACAAAUGGCCGAAGCUCCCUCAUCUGUUGUCAAUGUAUAGAUAAAUUAAGAAAUGCCUGUAGUUUUCGCACAAUGGUUGUUAAUGCGGAACAGCAACUGUUGGACACUCUUGAUGAGAAUCAGCCAUUCUUUAUAAAUUUGAGAGAGCCAUUAAUAGAGGGUGAUGUGAAAAUAGAAAAAGAGUCGGAAGUGAAGAGUGAAGAGAAUGAGUUAAUUGAUAAUGUCGAUGAUGAUUGUGAUGAUGAUAUUUUAGAUAAAUAUGAUGAUACACUAACAUAUUCUACAUCAAACCCAGAUGAUUUAGUAGAAGGUGAAGCAGAACUUCUAGCGCGAUUCGCUCCCGGCAUUUUAGAGCCUUUGCCCACGAGGAAAACUUUAGUAUACAGAUGUAAACAGUUUGUAAAGGAACUGGACCUUUUGAAAGGUAAAAAAGUGACUCCAAGCACAAUAAAAAAUCUAGUAACAAAUCCGACACCACAGAGAAUAACGAAUAAAAUCUACAUGACAGAGAAACUUGCUCACAUUGCGAACGUGUCCACUGUUCUGGAACAUUCUAACUUAACCGCCUUCAAGACUAGAAGACGAUCCGGCUUUCCCUGCUUUUACUGUAGAAGGAUAUACGAAAACUUCGACAUUUUAAGAGACCACCAAUACAAAGACAGAUGCAAAGCAAAUUUGAAGAAGAUGCUCUCAAAAUCGAUCAUGGAAAGACUCGUCGUAUAUGUGCAUAUAACAGAAAUCAAGUGCACAAUUUGCGAUCAAAACCAAGCGAAUUUAAACGAAUUGAAGGCGCAUUUGACGAAAAUCCACAAGAAAAAGCUUCACCCGGAAUACGGAGAUAGAAUAAUACCGUUCAAAUUGACUAAAACGAAUGAAUAUGAAUGCCAGUCUUGCGGUUUUAACUUCGAAACUUUCGGUGCGAUUGAGAGACAUAUGAAUGUCCACUAUAGGAAUUUUGUGUGCGAUCAGUGCGGUGCGGGAUAUGUGACGCAAAGUCGGUUGAAAGUCCAUUUAAAGUAUUCUCAUAUACAGGGUGUUUUUCCGUGUGAAAUUUGCAACAAAGUGUUCAACACUCAGUAUAAACACAAGUGCCAUGUGGACGCAGUGCAUAGAAUGGUGAAGAAAAAUAAGUGUCCGAAGUGUCCAGAACGGUUUACGGAUUAUUUUGACCGACAUCAGCAUAUGGUGGAAGCUCAUGGAGAACAACCUUUAAGAUAUCGGUGUAAUGUAUGUGAUACAGUGUUCAAACGACGCUACGCAUUAUCACUUCACAUGAAACGAAGGCAUCUGGAAGUGAAAGAGAAGGAGUGCAGUCUUUGCAGUUACAAAUGCCACACCAUUGCAGAAUUGAAAGCGCAUAUGGUAAAACAUAAUGGGAAGAGGACGUACGAGUGUAUGGUGUGCAAAAAGUCUUACGCCAGAAAGAAGACUCUAAAAGAACACAUGCGGAUCCAUAAUAACGAUCGACGUUUCGUCUGUGUUGUCUGUGGUCAGGCGUUUGUCCAAAAUUGCAGUCUCAAAGGACAUAUGAAAGCUCACCACUCAGAUUAUAUAAAUGGGUUGCCGAGAAGU
Molecule: messenger RNA, 1725 nt
Organism: Brenthis ino (lesser marbled fritillary)
Lineage: Eukaryota; Metazoa; Arthropoda; Insecta; Lepidoptera; Nymphalidae
Source: the annotation of a GenBank genome assembly